Messenger RNA from Limulus polyphemus (Atlantic horseshoe crab), 1655 nucleotides. RefSeq names its product U4/U6.U5 small nuclear ribonucleoprotein 27 kDa protein-like. The transcript has 10 exons. Bases 229 to 699 code for a protein of 156 amino acids. Gene Ontology annotation, biological process: RNA splicing. The record is from RefSeq and is a predicted model, not a curated record. Gene Ontology annotation, cellular component: precatalytic spliceosome. Lineage: Eukaryota; Metazoa; Arthropoda; Merostomata; Xiphosura; Limulidae.
UAUUAUUAAUUUGUUUUCGCUGUCAAAUAUUAGAAAUAGCAUUGUGACUCUCGUAAUGUCUUCACGAAAUAUACUUGUAUUACGUUUAGGCUUAACACGAUUGUAGAAACUGAUGGUUACAGAAUUCAAAAUUACAAUUUUGUCACCUGAAGUAAACAAAGUCAUCACUUAUACUAUGAUGUUGGUAUAUUUUACAGGGAAAGAUUAGCUUAUUACAUCUUUGGAGAAAUGGGAAGAAGUCAUUCUAGAUCUCCUUCAAGUACAGGCCGUAGCCACAGCAGGUCUAGAUCACAGAACAGAGACAGAAACAGAGAUCAUGACAGGAACAGUAACAGAAGACCUAAAGAAAGAGAGAGAUUCCGUAGCAGAUCACCUAACAGACAUCGUAGCAGGUCACCCAGGCAUAAUUCCAUGUCUCAGAGGAGAUCGUCACCACCUCGUAGGUGGUCACAUUCAAGAUAUUCUUUUGCCUCAGGCUCAAGAAGAUAUGAAGAUGAAGAAGAAGAAGAAGAAACUGUUACCAGUUAUCUUCUUGACGAACAAAACAUAACAGAAAAGGAUCUUGAUGGGAAAACUGAGGAGGAGCAGGAAAUGAUGAAAACAAUGGGAUUUUCAAACUUUGAUACCACUAAGGGUAAACGUGUUUUAGGAAAUGAUGUCUAUUCCAUUAUUUCAGUCCAGAAAGGGGAACACAGGUGAUUUUAGGAAUGGAGAAGGAACCUGUAGCUGUACUUCAGUUCAACAUAAAUGUUAUGAUUUAGUACUUCUCAUUUGAAUAAAGUGUUUUUCAUAUUAAAUGUAUCUGUAUACAUUCAUGUUGUUUGUGUAUAAGAGAUAAACUAUACUCACUACAGCCAUUAACAUGAAUAGUGCAAGACUAGCGUUAAAUCAUACAAUGGCCAUUAACAUGGAAUAGUGCAAGACUAGCGUUAAAUCAUACAAUGGCCAUUAACAUGAAUAGUGCAAGACUAGUGUUAAAUCAUACUAAGGCCAUUAACAUGAAUAGUGCAAGACUAGCAUUAAAUCAUACAAUGGCCAUUAACAUGAAUAGUGCAAGACUAGCGUUAAAUCAUACAAUGGCCAUUAACAUGAAUAGUGCAAGACAGUGUUAAAUCAUACAAUGGCCAUUAACAUGAGUAGUGCAAGACCAGUGUUAAAUCAUACAAUGGCCAUUAACAUGAAUAGUGCAAGACCAGUGUUAAAUCAUACAAUAGCCAUUAACAUGAAUAGUGCAAGACUAGCGUUAAAUCAUACAAUGGCCAUUAACAUGAAUAGUGCAAGACUAGUGUUAAAUCAUACAACGGCCAUUAACUUACUUGAACAAUGUUAGACUUCUGUCCAUGCGUUGCAUAACUUGAAUAACUCUAACAUCAGGCAGCAGUCAAGCGAAAGUCUUAGUACCUUUAACUAAAGUUUUGAUAAAGUAUUUGAAAGUGAAAAUGGAAUUGUGAAGUUUACAUUAAUAUGCACAUUUUUUAUAUUUUAUUUGCACCGUAUACAAUGUAAGCUUUAUGGGUAGAUAUAACGGUGAAUUGUAAGUUUAAAAUAUUUUAGUCUUUUCAAUUUUUUGAUUGCAUUAUAAUUGUAUCAGUUUGUGUGCAUAGGACAGUAAACUGCAGGUUUAUAAAACGUAUAAACAUUUUGAAAACUUUAAA